AACAUCCAGUUCAGUACAGUACAGUGAAUUCUACAAGCAGAUCCUUUCAGUGCCUGCAGUCAAGUUCAUUGAAGGUCAGUCGCCCCGCUGUCUUGCCUUCUUUCCAUGUACCAGGAGGGGAUACCCAACAGUAGAAGGGGAAUGUGGACGUAGGAACGAAUGUAGUAGAAGGGGACUUGUACAGUAGAAGGAAGUUGAGAACAUGGAAAUGAAUAUAGUAGAAUGUAUGUACGGCUUGAUGGGGUCUUCCCAUCCUUUUCGUUCUUUCCCUGUGUUCUUCCCAAAAAAUAAAGAAUAUAAUAGAAGGUAUUGUGAACAGGGGGGACUCAAACAGUGGAAGGGGAUUGUGAAUAGGCGAACGAACUGUUCAGUGAGCAGAAAGGAAAAGGAAAUGCUUUCAGUUGACCAGCAUCGCAUAAUGUGCCUUCUCUAGUGCCACUCCCCCAGCCACAAAAAAGUUUAUGGCAGUGAACGAGUCCCGAUAGCCAGGGACAGGUGACCACGGACGAGCCUCGUUGUGUAUUGAAGAUGAAUGCUCUGCUAAGACUAGAAGGUGGUAUUUGUCCUCAGCACCGGCAUUCGGGUACUGGUUGAUGGAAUAAGGUUGUGCUUGCCACGAAACAAGUAAAGCAGGGGAAGAAUCCGAUCGCCCCUUGAUUGUCUGCAUUUACUCUCGGGCCAUUCUGUUGCGUGUCGAGAUAAGGAUGGCGACGUGUGCCUCUUCUCCAACAACAGCACCGAAAAAGUAGUCCAUAGUCCUUAACCACUGUCGGAUCCGGAU
Molecule: messenger RNA, 781 nt
Organism: Marchantia polymorpha subsp. ruderalis
Lineage: Eukaryota; Viridiplantae; Streptophyta; Marchantiopsida; Marchantiales; Marchantiaceae
Source: the annotation of a GenBank genome assembly